This is a messenger RNA of Phyllotreta striolata, 1098 nucleotides long. NCBI's taxonomy places the organism in Eukaryota, Metazoa, Arthropoda, Insecta, Coleoptera, Chrysomelidae. The record is from the annotation of a GenBank genome assembly.
AUGGUGACGAAGCGGGUGCCGUCGAAUAAAACCGUUUCGGAAAUUUCAUAUAGCGCGUUCAAGCAGCAAAGGCUGCCCGCCUGGCAACCGAUACUCACCGCAGGAACCGUCCUACCCUCUUUUUUCAUCAUCGGAAUCGCCUUCAUUCCCGUAGGAAUCGGUUUGCUGUAUUUCUCCGAUGAAGUCAAAGAGCACGCAAUCGACUACACCAACUGCAACAGGACCGAGGAAAUUUCCCCGGGAAAUUUCAUCGAUAAAGGGGAGCCCUGCUCUACCUACAUCAAGAACAACACCAUCGACGAUUGCAUUUGUAGAAUACGUUUUAAUUUGACCAAAGAUUUCGAAGGUAAAGUGUAUAUGUAUUACGGAUUGAGUAAUUACUACCAAAAUCACAGGAGAUACGUAAAAUCGAGAGACGAUUUUCAGCUUUUGGGAAAUCUAAAUGCCUCGCUGUCUGGGGAUUGCAUGCCGUUCGCAUUCAACAGCUCGAAAGUCCCCAUAGCCCCUUGCGGUGCAAUCGCCAAUUCAAUGUUCAACGACGUUCUAACGUUACAAGUGGUGGAACCGAGCGGCACGUCCGACGUGCCGUUGCUGAAAAAGGGCAUAGCCUGGGAAUCGGACAAGAAGAUCAAAUUCAAGAAUCCCGACGGGAACUUGAAAGACGUUUUCAGCAAGUUCGCCAGGCCGAAGGCGUGGAAGAAGGACGUGUGGGAGCUGGAUCCCGACGACGACGAGAACAACGGCUUCCAGAACGAGGAUUUCAUCGUGUGGAUGCGAACGGCGGCGUUGCCGACGUUCAGGAAGCUCUACCGCAGGAUCGAUCACGACCAGGACGGGUACAACAAGGGCCUGCGGAGCGGCCAGUACAUCUUGACGGUCAAUUACAGUUACGACGUUAGUACUUUUAGCGGCUCGAAGAGGAUGAUAUUGAGUACCACCUCGUUGCUGGGCGGGAAGAAUCCGUUCCUGGGGAUCGCUUACAUCGUCGUUGGGUGCGUGUGCCUUCUGUUGGGCAUCGCUUUGUUGUUUAUUCACAUCAAAUGCGGAAAAAGCACUAGCGAAAUGAUCAAUGUCAAUCCGAGGACGCCGUAUCAAUAA